Rhizopus microsporus ATCC 52813 is the source of this 1710-nucleotide messenger RNA. RefSeq names its product T-complex protein 1 zeta subunit. The record is from RefSeq and is a predicted model, not a curated record. The transcript is spliced from 6 exons. Gene Ontology annotation, cellular component: chaperonin-containing T-complex. Gene Ontology annotation, biological process: protein folding. The coding region runs from base 64 to 1686 and encodes 540 amino acids. Gene Ontology annotation, molecular function: ATP binding; ATP-dependent protein folding chaperone; ATP hydrolysis activity. Lineage: Eukaryota; Fungi; Mucoromycota; Mucoromycetes; Mucorales; Rhizopodaceae.
ACAAGAAGAUCUUUCUACAUCCUUCAUCAGUUCUUUUUUUUUCUUCUUAUUUAAAAUCUAAUAAUGUCAUCUGCUGCUUUGAAAGUAAUCAAUCCAAAUUCGGAUGUCGCAAGACGCGGACAGGCACUUCAGCUCAACAUUACUGCCGCGAUAGGUUUACAAGAAGUGCUAAGAUCUAACUUGGGCCCCAGAGGAACAAUCAAGAUGUUGGUAGAUGGUGCUGGUGGUAUUAAGCUUACCAAGGACGGAAAGGUCCUACUGAGUGAAAUGCAAAUUCAACAUCCUACUGCUGCCAUGAUUGCCAAAGCCGCUACAGCUCAAGAUGAAAUCACAGGAGAUGGCACAACAUCCAUCGUCUUGAUGGUCGGUGAACUUUUAAAACAAGCCGAACGUUAUAUCUCUGAAGGUCUCCAUCCUCGUGUGAUCACAGAAGGAUACGACCUUGCCAAAAAGGAAGCUCUCAAGUUUUUGGAUGAAUUCAAAGUGCAGCAAGCCGAGAUUGAUCGUGAAUUACUAGUAUCAGUCGCGCGUACCUCCCUUCGCACCAAAGUUCACCGCGCCUUGGCUGAUACGUUGACUGAAGCCGUGGUCGAUGCUGUCUUGGCUAUUCAUCGUGAAGGAGAACCCAUCGAUCUUCAUAUGGUUGAAAUCAUGAAAAUGCAACACCGUUCAGAGACAGAGUCUAAGCUGAUCCGUGGUCUCGUCUUGGACCAUGGUGCUCGUCAUCCUGAUAUGCCCAAGCGAAUCAAAGAUGCAUUCAUCUUGACACUCAACGUCAGUCUCGAAUACGAAAAAUCUGAAAUCAACUCUGGCUUCUUCUAUUCUACUCCUGAGCAACGUGAUAGAUUGGUAGAGAGUGAACGUAAGCAUGUGGAUGAUAAGGUCCGCCGUUUAGUCGAGUUCAAGAAUGAGGUUUGUAGUGGUGAAAAUGCCGAUAAGGGAUUUGUUAUCAUCAACCAAAAGGGUAUCGACCCUCUUUCUCUUGACUUAUUGGCCAAGCAUGGUAUCUUGGCCCUUCGUAGAGCUAAAAGAAGAAAUAUGGAGCGUCUUCAACUGGCGUGUGGUGGCGUUGCUCAAAACUCAGUAGAAGAUUUGACACCUGAAGUAUUAGGUUACGCAGGAUUAGUCUAUGAACAAGUAUUGGGGGAAGAUAAAUACACAUUUGUUGAAGAUGUCAAGGAUCCCUAUAGUGUGACCAUCUUGAUCAAGGGACCUAACCCUCAUAUCAUUGCUCAAACAAAUGACGCUGUUCGUGAUGGUCUUCGUGCUGUCAAGAAUGCAGUUGAAGAUAAAGCUGUUGUUCCUGGUGGUGGUGCCUUUGAAGUAGCUCUUGCUCAACAUUUGACGAAAUAUAAAAAGGAAGUCAAGGGUCGUGCCAAGAUGGGCGUUCAAGCCUUUGCUGAUGCUAUGUUGAUCAUACCCAAGGUCCUUGCUCAAAAUGCUGGUUUUGAUGUUCAGGAUGUGAUUGUUGCUUUACAGGAUGAACAUUCUGAUGGUCACGUUGUAGGUGUUGACCUGAAGACAGGUGAAACGAUGGAUCCUAAAUUAGAAGGCGUUUGGGACAAUUACAGAGUCCAUCGUCAUAUGCUCCAUUCUUGCUCUGUUAUCGCAAGUAAUCUCUUAUUAGUUGAUGAAAUGAUGCGUGCUGGUAGAACAUCCUUGAAGGGACCUCAACUUGGAGAAUAAAGCAAUGACGCAUAUAAAAAGUGA